CUUGCCAUGUGUGUCUUGCGUGGAAAGAGCUGAGCCAGGCGAGUGUGAAAAUCAGUUGCUCUGCGAAUACGAAGGACGCAAUUUGUUUUUUUCAGGAACUGGGACUUGACUUUUUGUGUUCAAUAAUUUAUGCAUCCGUUAUGUGGCUAACCAGGGUUUUGUUGGGUCAUAAAUUCUACUCUCGAAAGCGAACUCCAGGAUUGCAAUUUAUAGGCAAGCAUCGACGAUUUCGACCAAUCACACGAUUCAUGGUACGAAAUACAGUAAGGAGACUGGAGCUUGAAGAACAGAAUCGCCAGCAUCUUCAAAAAUCAUUUUUAACUGAGAUGGAAGAGAAAGGCAGUGCCACACUGAGGAAAAUAGUACAAUCCAAAAAUUUUAUCGAAGCAAGGAGAGCAGAAAAAAUGAAACCACAUAAAUAUUUAGAGGACUAUUAUAAACAUUUAGAAAAAACUAGAACAUGGUAACAUUUAUGUUGGCUGAACCAUGUGUAUAAGUAGAAAGUAUCGAACAUUUCGUAGACAUCAGAUGGUAGAGCUGUACUAACUUGGAUACUAAUAUUACAUUGGACAGAUGACCAGUUGAUAACCAAUUGUGCUGAGGUCUCUACCUUGAACUGCUUGCCAAAUAGUUCCUGUCUGUAUCCUAUCUAUCUUGGCUAUUGUAUAAGGAGGCUUUUAUAAAUCAAGGCUAUUGGAAAAUGUAACACAUGCAAGAUGGUGUCUUGUUAUAGGAUGUACAGUAGUAGAGUUCUGUUAUAUUGUGUUCAGAUUAAAUUUGUUGGUGCUACUGUACUUGAAUGUUUACUGGAUUAACUGAUGAAGAUGAUAAGACGAUAAUUAUGAUUCAGAUAUGUACUGGAUGUAAUAAAAUUCUUCUAUGCUUCAUAUGGUACACGCUGUAUGGUCAAUUAAUUUGUCUUAAGUCAACAGUGCUACUGUAUUAUAGUAGAAAAACAGGUCUCUCGCCAAUGAAAAACUACUUUUAGGACUGGGUUUUCAUGGUUUCAUGGCAGUACAGUAUAUACCAUACCUAAAGGCCAUUUUCCACAUGCAUGCACUAUUGAUAAUUUUGUGAUGAAAACUCAACAGCGCAUGUGUAUGAGCUAAAAAUUGUUGAUUCGCAUGAAUAAAUUCGUCCAGUGGAAAAGACCUAAUAUUGUGUAAAAAUGUUAUACAACAGAUUAAAAGCAUUGCCAAUACAAAAGUCUAGUGGUUUUAUAUAAUUUAUUUCAUUGUUUUUUUAAACAUUAAAAGUUGAAA
This is a messenger RNA of Anneissia japonica, 1262 nucleotides long. Its product is annotated as ribosomal protein 63, mitochondrial-like. Gene Ontology annotation, cellular component: mitochondrial ribosome. The transcript is spliced from 3 exons. Gene Ontology annotation, biological process: mitochondrial translation. Lineage: Eukaryota; Metazoa; Echinodermata; Crinoidea; Comatulida; Comatulidae. Bases 141 to 467 code for a protein of 108 amino acids. The record is from RefSeq and is a predicted model, not a curated record. Gene Ontology annotation, molecular function: structural constituent of ribosome.